Messenger RNA from Scatophagus argus, 1681 nucleotides. RefSeq names its product thiosulfate sulfurtransferase-like. NCBI's taxonomy places the organism in Eukaryota, Metazoa, Chordata, Actinopteri, Scatophagidae. The record is from RefSeq and is a predicted model, not a curated record. Gene Ontology annotation, cellular component: mitochondrion. Gene Ontology annotation, biological process: transsulfuration. The coding region runs from base 200 to 1090 and encodes 296 amino acids. Gene Ontology annotation, molecular function: thiosulfate-cyanide sulfurtransferase activity. The transcript is spliced from 2 exons.
CAGACUGGGGCUUGAUACCAUAGUGUUUAGUAUAUAAAGCACUUGAAAACAUUGUGGAGGCUGGCUUGACCGCAGUGGCUUGAUCCCAUGUCGAAGCUGUUGCCAUAAUUUCACUCCAUGCCAGUUGGUGGAGGUAACGUGUCGAUUAGUAAACCAGAGAAGGCAGAUAAAUUGAGAACAAAUAGCUGCACUUCUAAACAUGGCAGCGCAAACUCAAGCUCUUGUCUCUGCAAAAUGGCUUGCAAACCUUGUCAAACGCAAUCUGGUCGGACCGCGUUUGCGGGUCCUGGAUACGUCCUGGUACCUGCCUAUGAUGAAAAGAGACGCCAAGAAGGAAUUUGCACAGUCUCACAUCCCAGGAGCGUCGUUUUUCGACAUCGACGAGUGCUCGGACAGGACUUCAAAGUUUGAUCACAUGCUCCCCACUGAGAAGUUUUUCGCCGAUUAUGUUGGGAGUCUGGGUGUUGGAAAUGACAGCCAUGUGGUUGUUUACGACGCCAGUGACUUUGGAGCAUUUUCUUGCACCAGGGUUUGGUGGAUGUUCCGGUUUUUUGGGCAUCCUCAAGUGUCGGUGCUGAACGGUGGGUUUAGGAACUGGGUCAGAGAGGGCCAUCCAGUUACAGGGGCGUACACCAAACCUGAUUCAGCCAGCUUCACCGCCACUGUGAGCCACCCCUCCUGGGUGAGGUCCUUUGAGGACAUUACAAACAACAUUGCAACUCAGGAGUUUCAGGUGGUUGAUGCGAGGCCCCAUGCGAGGUUCCGCGGAAGAGAACCAGAACCAAGAGAGGGUGUCCGCUCGGGUCACAUCCCUGGCUCCAAAUGCAUGCCUUUCUUCGAGUUUGUUGAUGAUGAUGGCAUGAUGCUCUCGACAGAGCAGCUGAAGAAGUUCUUUGAAGAGUCGCAGGUGGACCUGGAUAAGCCCCUCUGUGGAUCCUGUGGCUCGGGCGUGACCGCCUGUCACAUGGUGCUGGCCGCCCAUCUGUGCGGCGCCCCUGGAGCGGCUGUGUAUGACGGAUCCUGGUAUGAGUGGGUCACCAGGGCUCCACCAGAGCAUGUCGUCUCCGAGGUCCAGAGCCCAAAGACAUGACUGAGAUGAAUUUACAAAUCAGCAUUAAACACAUCACUUACUGUGUCUGACUCAUUAAUCACAUCAUUGAUUCAUCAUAAGAGAUGCAUAAUCAGAGAUAUUUUGACCUCAGAAAUGAGUUUUAAGCCUUAAAUCUUUGUCAGUGGAAGUAUGGUAGAGGUAGAGGAUUUUUAUGUGGAUUUAACACAUAAGCUUUAUAUGUUUGACGAUGGCAUAAAAAGGAGGUAUGGAGGCUGAACUCCUAAAAAUGUAUUUUUGUUGGCUUUAAAGAAUUUUGUUUUAUGUCAAAACAUGUUGCCCUGAAGUAAUUUCAGGAGACCUUAAUUGCUGACAAAACUUAGUGCUGAAUUAUCAUCAGCAUAUAAGCGGAAGAAGCUGCUAUAUUCUUUUUUUUUUUCUGUUUCAUGUUCUUGUUUCUCUGGACCUCCCUUGACACCAUUACAUGAGAAUAAUACCAUAUUUUGUUUUUCAGCUCAUGUCAGAUCUGAAUUCCAGCUAAUUUGUGAAUAGUAAAAGCAUUCUUUUAUUAUCUAGUGCCUGCCUUUGAAGGACUGUAGAUAAUGGUGAUGAUUAAAUAAAUCUGUUAUAGGA